AUGAAUUCUCAAUUAGGAUUGGGUAUAGAAGAAGAUACCAUCAAUAAAUUGCAUAGAAGUGAAAGAUCAAGAAAUAGUUCAAGAGGUAAUAUAACGAAUAAUCUACUAAGUGGGUCAAUGGAAUUUCCAAAUAGUGAUAAUAAUAAUAAUAAUAAUAAUAAUAUAAAUCAAAGCAGUCAAUGUUAA
Dictyostelium discoideum AX4 is the source of this 186-nucleotide messenger RNA. RefSeq lists its product as hypothetical. Lineage: Eukaryota; Evosea; Eumycetozoa; Dictyosteliales; Dictyosteliaceae. The record is from RefSeq and is a predicted model, not a curated record. The coding region runs from base 1 to 186 and encodes 61 amino acids. The transcript is spliced from 2 exons.